Molecule: messenger RNA, 1466 nt
Organism: Nilaparvata lugens (brown planthopper)
Lineage: Eukaryota; Metazoa; Arthropoda; Insecta; Hemiptera; Delphacidae
Product: galactose mutarotase
Exons: 8
Coding region: 179-1354 (391 amino acids)
Biological process (GO): glucose metabolic process; beta-D-galactose catabolic process via UDP-galactose, Leloir pathway
Molecular function (GO): aldose 1-epimerase activity; carbohydrate binding
Source: RefSeq, a predicted model, not a curated record
AGCAGACAGUUGACUAUCUGUGUUGCGAAAGACGUCUCGCGAACCUCUAUCUGUUUGCUAUUCCUCCCCACUAUAUUGGAAACUUUCUUCAAUGUAAGUACAGCGGAUAAUUAUUACGAUACUGUAUUUGUGAUUACAUCAAUAUUGAGUACACGGUACUUCGUUCAGAUACAGAUAGAUGACUAGGAUUACUCCAAUGGGUUACCUGAUGUAUUCCGUCGCGUGUGUGGCGGCCAUUCUUUUCACCAAUGGUUGUCAUGGAAAAGUGACUGAAGACAUAUUCGACUACUUUGUUGAUCAGGACACGGGUGUCAACCACACUGUUCUUCGAUACACCAUCGAGAAUUCAGAGAAAAAAAUUUCGUGUCAACUGAUCAAUUUCGGAGCUACUGUCACCAGUUUACGUGUGCCAGACAAGGAUGGCAACGUUGACGAUAUACUCCUCGGAUUCGAUAAUGUCCAAAGUUACAAUGAUUCGUUAAAUCCAUACUUUGGUGCGACUGUUGGUCGGGUGGCCAAUCGUGUAAGGGGAGGCACUUUCAAACUUGAUGGAACGCCCUACAAUCUGUUCAAAAACGCGGGCAAUGACACCCUGCAUGGUGGUAGAAGGGGGUUCAGUCGGGUGAUGUGGCAAGCUGAAAUCAAAGGAGAUAACCAGGUGAAGAUGACAUAUGUCAGUCCAAGAGACUCUGAAGGUUUUCCGGGCGAAGUGACUGCGGAGGCUACUUUCACGCUAUUGGUCAAUGAAGUCACUAAGAUCCCUCAACUGGUCAUCACCUACAAAGCCACAGCCAAUCAGCGGACACCAAUCAACAUAGUCAACCACGCCUACUUCAACCUAGCUGGGCAUAAAGCUGGAAAAGAUGGUAUUUACCGGCAUAAAGUGCAAAUCAAUGCUGACCAGUACACAAAACUAGAUGCCACAUUGGUUCCUACUGGUGAAAUAGUCAAUGUAACAGGCACUGCAUACGAUUUGAGAAACCUGACAGUGGUCAAGGCAGCUAUUGACGGAACCGGAAGUGAUGGUGUUGACAUAAACUUCUGCAUAAAUGGUGGUCGCGAUGAACAGAAAAUUCAACGUGAUACCGCAUAUAUUGUGGACGAGACAAGUGGAAGAUAUCUGAAGUUGAGUACAGAUCAGCCUGGAGUUCAAUUCUACACGCAUAACAAUGAUAACAAGUUCACUGGAAAGGAAGGAUUCGUGUAUGAAAGACAUGGAGCAUUCUGCCUCGAGACUCAGAAUUAUCCGGAUUCUGUUAAUCAUGAUAAUUUUCCGAACUCCAUUUACGGACCAAAUGAGCUCUACUCACACACAUCAAUUUAUGAGCUGGGAAUUUCAACUCCAACUUCAUGAUUUAUGAAUAUUUCAUCUUGUCAAUCUGCUUGAAUCCGAAGCUUAUGAUAAUUUCAUGACAUGUAUUUUCAAUAUGCAACUUAUGUGAUUUGAAUAAAUUGUUUUUGCUGUU